Messenger RNA from Rhodotorula graminis WP1, 845 nucleotides. RefSeq lists its product as uncharacterized. The record is from RefSeq and is a predicted model, not a curated record. NCBI's taxonomy places the organism in Eukaryota, Fungi, Basidiomycota, Microbotryomycetes, Sporidiobolales, Sporidiobolaceae. The transcript has 3 exons. Bases 160 to 813 code for a protein of 217 amino acids.
AGCGAGGCGUGCGAUGACCUGGAGCAUCAAGAAUCGUGGCGAUCGUGCCUCGAACGGCGCCGGCGACUCGAGGAGCGAGGUUGGCGGGGUCGACGACCCGCAGCGGCGCCCAAGUACGCCCUGCCCGAGAUCGACGAGCCACCAGACGUCGAGGAGGAGAUGCAGUUGUACAGCGACGACGACGCGGAGGAGCUCGACGUCGACGAGAUCGAGGAGAAGAAGCCGCCCCGGAAAGCGCGAGAGACGCACACGUGGAACCUACGUCGCACGAGCAACCUCCAGAUCCUCGUCGCCGCCUGCGGCGCUCCUCUCGCCUGGACCAAGUUCUUCGACGGCGAGUCCGCGUCCGAGGUGUCGCGUUUCCUAUCCUCCGUCCACGAUCAGCAGGGGACAUCCUUCCCUACCUACAUCGCCUACGACCGUGCCUGCCAUGUCCUCCGUCACGUCCUGUCGACCACCCCAUCCCUCCCUCCCUUCCUGUCCUCGACCCGCCUCGUCGUCACCGCCUUUCACAAGCGCAUUCACCCGGCCGCCGACACCUUCUGCGACGAGUUCUGCACCCCGACGCCGCUCGAUGGUCAGGCGCAGGACCUCGUCGUGCCGUUUCGGCCAGCUACUCGUGGCGGCAAGUUUCGACGCGGCUCUUCCCGGACGUUCGAGCGGGCGUUCAACACCUCUGCCGCAGAGCAGCUCAACUCGACGAUCGCGCGGUUCGGCAAGCUCCUUGCGACGCUGCGCGCGGACAACUUCGACUUCCUCGUUCACGUUCUGCUUCGCUAUCGGCGGGACAAGGUAGAGGGAAAGACAACGUAGCGGUUUUUGCAGUUCAAGCGAUUCUGUGCGGG